Messenger RNA from Chlorella variabilis, 774 nucleotides. RefSeq lists its product as hypothetical. Lineage: Eukaryota; Viridiplantae; Chlorophyta; Trebouxiophyceae; Chlorellales; Chlorellaceae. The coding region runs from base 1 to 774 and encodes 257 amino acids. The record is from RefSeq and is a predicted model, not a curated record. The transcript is spliced from 5 exons.
AUGACCGCGCCCAACGGGGCUUCGGCGGGCAAGCCGCCGCGCCCCGCGCCCGGCGGCAUCAAGCUGCUCGUGCGCAAAGCGGCGGCGCCAGUGGAGGAGGCGGUGAAAAAGCUGUCUCUGGACGAGGGCGUGGCGGCCAAGAAGGCGGCAGGGGCAGCCCCCGUCAUCAAGGGUCCCAGCGAGCUGUACGCAGAGCUUCUGGAGGCGGGCGGGGGCGACCCCGCCGCCGCCGCGGCGCGCAUCAAGGAGCUGCUCGCGGCCGGCAGCCGCGACGCGGCGGCGCUCGGCGGCAUGGGCCUGCGCGAGGGCGCGCUGGAGAAGGCGACGGUGAAGCUCACAGAGGAGGAGGUGGCGGCGCGGGAGGCGGCCAUCGCGUCGGGCAAGAGCAUGGUGGACUACCUCAACUCCAGGCGCAUGGCGCGCAAGGAGUACGAGUACGAGGUGGUGUGGGUGGGGCAGCCCAACAGCGCGCGCAACAACACAUGGAAGGGGCGGGCGGAGCUGAUUGAGGAGGGGUACCAGAAGAUGGUCAACGACAUGGACGCCCGCCUGGCCAACUUCCGCAACUACCGCCCGCUGUCCACGGGGGCGGUGCUGGGCCACCUGGCCGACUUUGGGCUGGAGGAAGACAUCGCCGCCCACAACGCCAUCCGGGGGCUGUCGGGGGGCCAGAAGGUCAAGCUGGCCAAGCGGGAGGAGAAGCUGCGGGCGGCCGCGGAGAAGCUGGCCAAGCGGGAAGCCGCCAAGAAGCUGAAGUUUGCGCGGCGGCACUGA